Molecule: messenger RNA, 3670 nt
Organism: Glycine soja
Lineage: Eukaryota; Viridiplantae; Streptophyta; Magnoliopsida; Fabales; Fabaceae
Product: vacuolar protein-sorting-associated protein 11 homolog
Exons: 5
Coding region: 208-3105 (965 amino acids)
Biological process (GO): endosome organization; vesicle-mediated transport; intracellular protein transport
Cellular component (GO): endosome; HOPS complex
Molecular function (GO): protein-macromolecule adaptor activity; protein binding
Source: RefSeq, a predicted model, not a curated record
CAUUUUUUUUAUCAGAUUAAGUCCCAAUUAUUCGUGUUGUAUUGGGGAUGAAUCAUUCAUCUCAUGUAAUACGUACUAAUUUUUUGGAAGUACCCGAUGCAACAUUGCGACGUUUUUAUGGGUAUCAGAGAUUUGUAAGAAAGGGAAGUGUUUCCUCAAAAACCAAUUCGGUGAAUAAUGUGAGAACACGAGAAUCUCCGAUUCGCGAUGUAUCAGUGGAGGAAGUUCGAGUUCUUCGAGGAGAAGUACGGCGCGAAGUGCGCGGUUCCCGAGAACGACGAAGACGACGGCGUCGUCGCGGCGGAGAGGAAGAUCAAGUGCUGCUCGAGUGGUAGGGGCAAACUUGUCACCGGUUUCGACGACGGCGUCGUUUGCUUCUUCGAUCGGGGCCUCAAGUUCAACUACUCUUUCCAGCCUCACUCUUCUUCCGUUCUUUUUCUUCAGCAACUCAAGCAACGCAACUUUCUGGUAACAAUUGGGGAGGAUGAACAGCUUACUCCCCAGCAAUCAGCUUUGUGCCUCAAGGUUUUUGACCUAGACAAGAUGCAACCAGAGAGUUCAAGCACAACGAGUCCUGAUUGCGUUGGGAUAUUGCGGAUAUUCACUAAUCAGUUUCCUGAGGCAAAGAUUACAUCGUUUUUGGUUUUAGAAGAAGUGCCACCUAUACUACUCAUAGCUAUUGGCUUGGACAGUGGUUCUAUUUACUGUAUCAAAGGAGACAUUGCACGGGAGCGUAUCACCCGUUUCAAGCUUCAGGUGGAAAACAACCAUUUGGACAAAACUCUUUCGGCUGUAACUGGACUUGGUUUUAAGGUGGAUGGUCAAUCUCUACAGUUAUUUGCGGUGACUCCAUGUUCAGUUAGCUUGUUUUCAUUGCAUGAUCAACCGCCGAGAAGGCAGACCCUUGAUCAGAUUGGAUCUGGUGUGAACAGUGUUGCAAUGAGUGAUCGCUCUGAGUUGAUAAUUGGUCGACCAGAGGCAGUAUAUUUUUAUGAAGUUGAUGGGCGUGGUCCUUGUUGGGCUUUUGAGGGAGAGAAGAAAUUGCUUGGAUGGUUCCGUGGAUACCUUUUGUGUGUUAUUGCAGAUCAAAGAACAGGAAAGCAUACUUUCAACAUCUAUGACCUGAAGAAUCGAUUAAUAGCCCACAGUGCAUUGGUUAAAGAAGUUUCUUAUAUGCUUUAUGAAUGGGGUAACAUCAUACUCGUAAUGAAUGAUAAAUCAGCUUUAUGUAUUGGAGAAAAGGAUAUGGAAAGUAAGUUAGACAUGUUAUUCAAGAAAAACCUAUAUACUGUAGCAAUUAAUCUUGUCCAGACUCAGCAAGCAGAUGCAGCAGCUACAGCUGAAGUGCUAAGGAAAUAUGGGGAUCAUCUGUAUAGCAAGCAAGACUAUGAUGAAGCAAUGGCUCAGUACAUACAUACUAUUGGUCACCUUGAACCUUCUUAUGUUAUACAGAAGUUUUUGGAUGCUCAAAGGAUCUACAACCUCACAAAUUACUUAGAGAAGCUACAUGAAAAGGGUCUUGCUUCUAAAGAUCACACCACACUUCUAUUAAACUGUUACACUAAAUUGAAAGAUGUUAAAAAGUUAAAUCUAUUUAUUAAAAGCGAUGACAGCAUUGGGGAACUUAAAUUUGAUGUGGAAACAGCAAUCAGGGUUUGCCGUGCUGCCAAUUACCAUGAGCAUGCAAUGUAUGUUGCAAGGAAAGCAGGGAGGCAUGAAUGGUACUUGAAGAUUCUGCUUGAAGAUCUUGGUAGCUAUGAAGAAGCCUUGGAAUAUAUUUCAAGCCUUGAAUCAAGUCAGGCAGGGAUGACAAUAAAGGAGUAUGGGAAGAUUCUGAUAGAGCACAAGCCAGUGGAGACAAUUCAGAUUCUCAUAAGGCUUUGCACGGAAGAUGGUAACAAAAGAGGGCGCUCAAAUGGAGUGUAUAUGUCUAUGUUGCCAUCUCCUGUUGAUUUUCUUAGCAUCUUCAUUCAUCAUCCUCAGUCCCUUAUGGAUUUUCUUGAAAAAUAUACCAAUAAGGUCAAGGACUCACCUGCUCAAGUUGAGAUUCAUAAUACCCUCUUAGAGUUGUAUAUAUCCAAUGAAUUAAACUUUCCUUCAAUGUCGCAAGUUAAUGAUGGUGGAAAUUACCUUAAUGGAGCAUCAGCAAAAACCAUGAUUUUAAGUGCUCAGUCUAAUGGAAACAUUGGUGAUCACAAAAGUUCAGAGCAGGGAAAGGACCAUCUCGAAAGGCGUGAAAAGGGUUUACGCUUGCUUAAGAGUGCAUGGCCUCGAGAGACAGAACAUCCACAAUAUGAUGUUGAUUUAUCUAUUAUACUAUGUGAAAUGAAUGCAUUCAAAGAUGGGCUUUUGUAUUUGUAUGAAAAGAUGAAACUCUAUAAAGAAGUGAUUGCUUGCUAUAUGCAGGCACAUGAUCAUGAGGGGUUGAUUGCAUGCUGCAAGAGGCUGGGGGAUUCUGUUAAAGGAGGGGACUCAUCUCUUUGGGCAGAUGUACUUAAAUAUUUUGGUGAGCUUGGAGAAGAUUGUUCUAAAGAAGUAAAAGAAGUUCUGACUUAUAUUGAGAGGGAUGAUAUUUUGCCCCCUAUGAUUGUGCUUCAAACUCUUUCCCGAAAUCCAUGCCUCACACUUUCUGUGCUCAAAGAUUACAUUGCUCGAAAGCUUGAGCGGGAAUCAAAGAUGAUUGAGGAGGACCGACAAGCUAUUGAGAAAUAUCAGGAAGAUACACUGGCAAUGAGAAAAGAGAUUCAAGAUCUUAGGACAAAUGCUCGAAUUUUUCAGCUUAGCAAGUGCACUGCGUGCACCUUCACCCUUGAUUUGCCUGCCGUGCACUUCAUGUGCAUGCACUCAUUCCACCUGCGCUGCCUUGGCGAUAAUGAAAAAGAAUGCCCUGAGUGUGCUCCUGAAUAUAGGUCCGUCUUAGAAAUGAAAAGAAAUUUAGAGCAAAAUUCUAAGGAUCAGGACAGGUUUUUUCAGCAGGUGAAGAGCUCUAAAGAUGGGUUUUCUGUCAUUGCUGAAUAUUUUGGAAAAGGGAUCAUCAGCAAAAUAAGUAAUGGAUCCACUUCUGGUCCCAGAUCCGGAACUGCAUCAUCCACCAGUGGUUUCUAAGGUUUCUGCACUUAUUCUCCAUUUAACAUUAAACAAGUUGGGCUUUGGAUAUUGGAUGAAAUCUAGUUAUUUUCGGGCUUCUGAGGUUCUUCAUUGUUGCUUGUUGACUGGGGUCCAAGGUUCAUAUUUUCCAUAAUGUGCUAACUGUUAUAAAUUAACCAGGAGUGGUUCAUUCAUUAAGGAAAGUCCCUGAAUGGUCUUCUUCUUUUGCCGGAGUAUUGAACUUUUUGGGAGGAUUUAAUGUUUGUGGUUCUAUGGAUCAGAACAGAACAUUUUCAUGACAGCCUCUCCUUAAAGGAAAUACUGAACAAAUAAUCAAGGCAAUGUGAGAUUGGUUAGGUAUGAAUUCAAGUGAUACUUUUCUUUUUUUCUUGUUUUUCAGUGUAAAAUUAUGAUGGAUUAGAAUCAUGGAAAUGAGAUUUUUUACUUUUGAUUGUUUUAAUUUUUGUGAAGACCAUGAGCAAUAGUAACAAUAUGAAUACUUGAAUAGUCUGUUUUAGCCAACUGCCAUUGAUUUCGUGGACUUUUCUGUUGUAUUAAAAAUUCCAUUUACUUUCUGUCUUUA